AUGCGGCAGACGUGCAUCUUCUCCGGGUCCUCGCACCCGUUUCUGGUCGACGCAAUCUGCGAACGACUGGGACAGAAGCGGGCCAAUGUCGAGCUGAAGAAGUUUAGCAAUGGCGAGACGUCAGUCGAGAUCAGUACGUUUCCUGGCUCGAGGAAGUGCGCUCGCUGGCUGACAUGACCAUAAGAAACCUCGGUCCGCGACCAGGACGUCUUCAUUGUGCAGAGUGGCAGCAGCCAGAUCAACGACAAUGUCAUGGAGAUGUUGAUCAUGAUUUCUGCCUGCAAAGGCGGCUCUGCGCGCUCCAUCACUGGUGAGUACACGACACUGACCGGCGACGACUGCCUCCGAGCUGCCGCGGUUAUACUCGGAUAGAGAACCUUGCUGAUCUGGACGUGUCUCGUAGCUGUCAUGCCCUACUUCCCAUACUCGCGUCAGUCGAAGAAGAAGGCGCACCGUGGCGCCAUCACAGCCCGCAUGCUCGCAAACCUCAUGAAAGUCGCUGGCGUCGACCAUGUCAUUACCAUUGACCUGCACGCCUCGCAGAUGCAAGGCUUCUUCAAAUGUCCAGUCGACAAUCUCUUCGCUGAGCCUUUGCUGGGCAGAUGGAUCAAGAUGAACGUACACGAAUGGUGGGACAGCGUCGUCUGCAGCAAGAAUCCUGGCGGCACCAAACGAGUUACGAGCUUGGCGGACAAGCUGGGACUGAGCUUCGGUAUUGUCACCACGGACCGGAGAAAGCCGCCGAUGGCACGAAGCAUGUACAACUCGGUAAUAUUGGAGAGUCUCGGAGCAGAUGGCACCAAUGACCGCACUUCUUUAGAAGACGAAGCGGUGCAGAGCAGGAUGAACUCCCCUGAGAGGCUUUCAAACUUGCCCAAGGAACGUGACUGGGCGCAGGGUAGGAGUCGAGUGAGCUCCAGGGCUGGCGCAGAGAGCCACUCAAUUCCACACAGGCCCCAAGCCCCACCGCGUGCAGCAGUAUCCAUGAUUGCUCCAACCAAGACCAGAGUCACUAAUGGCGAUCACGGCCCGAGUCCACUCGCACAGGCAUCUCGCCCAGAUUCGAGGGACGGCGAAGAGAAGCCCGAGGAAGGCGACGACGAGCUGGAAUUGACACGAGCCACCACCGUCCCUACUGUUGCAAAUCUCCAUUCACAAGACGAAGAUGGCUACGAGGAGCCCGAAAACGACGACGACACCGACGAGCGUGCGAGGGACGUCAUCACUGGCCGCCUCAUCCACGGUCACAUUGUUGAUGACGAUGUCCCUUCUCCGAGCGCAUCUCAAUACUCGGGCCAACGCGGACAUCGACAGUCAAGUGAGGACGAAGAGGCCCCAGCACAUAUGAUGGAGUCGUUCAUGUCGACGACCUCUUCUCGCUUCCACCACCGUCCGGACAACGGUCUGGGCGGUACUGGUGAUGCUACCCACUCUGACGAGGAGGAGGAAGAAGCACUGCAAAACCCAGAUGUCGAGACUCACGUCACUCUUGUCGGCAAUGUCAGGGACAAGGCUGUGAUCAUCGUGGACGACAUGAUCGACAAAGCUGGCUCCUGGAUUGCCGCCGCAGAAACUGUGGUCAAGCGCGGUGGGGCAACGAAGGUGUACUGCAUGGCCACGCAUGGUCUGUUUGGCGGCGACUGCCUGCGGCAGCUGGAGGAAUGCGACGAAAUCGACGGUGUCAUCGUCACCAACGCCUUUCCAAUUCCUGACGAGAAGAGACAGAUCGCGAGGAAGCUCACGGUGCUGGACGUCAGUGGCCUCCUCGCCGAGGCUAUCCGGCGGAACCAUCACGGAGAGAGCAUUUCUCAACUUUACUACCAGUUCGACUAG
Molecule: messenger RNA, 1833 nt
Organism: Lecanosticta acicola
Lineage: Eukaryota; Fungi; Ascomycota; Dothideomycetes; Mycosphaerellales; Mycosphaerellaceae
Source: the annotation of a GenBank genome assembly